This is a messenger RNA of Manihot esculenta (cassava), 2574 nucleotides long. RefSeq lists its product as uncharacterized. The record is from RefSeq and is a predicted model, not a curated record. NCBI's taxonomy places the organism in Eukaryota, Viridiplantae, Streptophyta, Magnoliopsida, Malpighiales, Euphorbiaceae. The transcript is spliced from 3 exons. Bases 694 to 2307 code for a protein of 537 amino acids.
AACCCGGUUGGUUCUCUCGGACCGCAUAGUGUACAAAAACCUCGAACCUGCAGCUGCAGAUCGUAUUUCAUCGUCUCCCUCUCCCUAACUCCUCCAAAAAUCGAUCUCCGAUUUCUCUUUAAUUUUCCCUUCUAACUCUUCCAAUUAACGCUCUAUCCGUUCAAUUCACGGUCUCCUCUUUUGAUCGAUACCUCUUUCGAUCUUGGCCGUUGAUUUCGCACCAUUCUAGGGUUAGGGUUUCGAGUCGCGUUCUCGUUGGUCCUCCAAUCUCUUGAUUUCUGAGAGCUUUGAGAUAUCCGCUGUGUAUUUCUUAAUUUCCCUAUCAAUUUUGGAUAUAUUAUUGUAUAUUAUUUCGUUUCUCUUUGAUCUUAGGGUUUCGAAUUUUUUCGAUCCGUGUAGUGUUUGUUGCAAUUUGUAAAUUGUCUUGGGGCUUUGAUUCCUUUCGUUAUUUCGUCUUCGUAUUACCCUUUUUUGACAGGAAAUUGGGUUGAAUUGUUGGUGAAUUCGGAACUUAGGGUUAGGGUUUUUUCGAAAAUUUUUAAGUUCUCUUUUUGCGAAAUUGGAUUGGGGGUUGGUUUCCUCUCACCUUUAAAUCCUCUUAGCGGUAUUAUUGCUUUUUCUUUCUGCCUAAAUUAACCUCCAAUUUUCUCAUAUUCAGUCUUUGAGUUUCAAUUCGACGAAUUUUACCGGCUAAUGGGAUUUAAACGACCUUUUGAUAGUGAGGAGUUUCAGGAGCUUCCUUUUAAGCAGGCUCGACAGGUGGACUACAGCAAUAAGCUGACCCAAUUUGCAAACUUGUAUAAAACCGCAUCUCAGGGGCUCGAUGUUACAUACAAUGAGGGAAGCUUUGUAAAACCUCAACAGCAUGAUACAUUUGAAAAUAAAAGUGUAGAUGAAGAGCCUAGUUUUGCUAAAGAUGUUGAGUUCAGUGCUCCUUUGUCAUUGGUCACAAGCAGUUCUAGUGAUGAAGAUAUUGGGUCCGGUGUGGCAGCUUAUUCUUCUCAUUCCCCAGAACAUCCUGAAUUUGGUUUUCCCCAGAAACUUUUUCCUUUUGGGAAUGCCUACUCCUCAUACUUGGAUCAUUCUCCUAGAAAGCAAGUUCCUCUUGGACCAAAUCAUCAAGCCAGCAUUCCAAUGUGGGGCAGGCACGAAAAGGCGAACCCAUCCGAACAUGACUCUGUUGAUCCAAAUAGGUUCUCUUCUCUUUCUGGAUCAGACCUGAUUUGUGAUGACAAUGAAGAGAAGCUGAUGGGCACAUGCAUUAUUCCGAUGCCAGAUACAGUGUCUUCUGCAGACUGCAAUGAUGAGGCUGGACAUGGCAGAACUGAUUGCAGUUGCCUGGAUAAAGGCUCUAUAAGAUGUGUGCGACAACACAUAGUGGAUGCUCAAGAAAAACUCAGAAAAUCCCUUGGGCCUGAAAAGUUGAUGAAUUUGGGGUUUUAUGACAUUGGAGAGGAGGUGACACAUAACUGGAGUGAGGAAGAGCAACGGGUGUUUCAUGCAGUUGUGUAUUCAAAUCCUGCAUCCUUGGGCCAGAACUUUUGGAAGCAUUUAUCACAAGUUUUUCCUUCUCGAUCCACAAAGGAAAUUGUCAGCUAUUAUUUCAAUGUCUUUAUGCUUCGGAGGCGGGCUGCUCAAAACAGAUCCAACUUCCUCGAUAUUGACAGUGAUGAUGAUGAAUUGCAUGGAAUCAAUAGGGGACCCUUCAAAGUUCGAGUUUCAGAUGAAGAUGAUGACUCUGACAUUGAGUCUCUUGAUCAGUAUGGUCAUGUAGAUCAUGGAGAGGAUACUCUUCUUGAAGAUGAUGAUACUGAUGAUGACGAUGAUGAUGAUGACGGUGAUGGUGACGUUGAAGGGAAUAUGGGAGAUGUUAGUGGAGAUGCCACUGGAGAAGAUUCUGGGGUAGAUUAUGUUUCAGAAGCUCAUGAUCUGAAUGCAUUUGAUGGCAGCAGGUUUGAUGCAGUCAUUGAGCAUGUGGAUAAUAAUGCAGGAAGUGGUGAGGAGGAUUUCACUUUUCAAGAUGACUCAUGCAUGUCAUUUGAGUUGCAAGCUGAUAAGUUUGACUCUUGUGAUCCAGUCGACGCUGGUGCUGCUUUGCAACUGAGUGGGGUUAAGGGUGACGACAGGGAAUGUAUGCCUGGGAACAGGGAUGAGUACAGUGAUGUUGUGGAUCAGCUGUACUUAUUGGAUAGUUGUGAUGCUAAAGCUUGGGAUGCCCGGUACACAGUUCCAAUGAAAGGUGUUGAUCUUCUGCCCACAUGUAACAUCAUAGAAGAAAUUUUUGGACAAGGAGCAUCCAAUGAGUAGAUAAGAAAUAACUGUGGCAACAGCUAGUGCCUCUCCAAGAUCCUCAAGCAUGUACAGUUUGUGUGGCCCUUGUAAGCGUCUGGAUCCUGGGAAUUUUCUAGCUAAGCACACUUGGCAAGAAUUUUGAUUUCUAGGUGAUCUUUUUUCCUUUUAUUAAAUUGUGGGGGAAGGAGCAAAAAAAGAAAAAAAAAGAGCAGAUUUUAGAUUUAGAUUUUGUUCAUGUACAUUCAUAUGUGGAAUUUAACAUUUGAGAGUUUUUUUAUAUAA